Molecule: messenger RNA, 1585 nt
Organism: Temnothorax curvispinosus
Lineage: Eukaryota; Metazoa; Arthropoda; Insecta; Hymenoptera; Formicidae
Product: myotrophin-like
Exons: 3
Coding region: 223-579 (118 amino acids)
Biological process (GO): regulation of barbed-end actin filament capping
Cellular component (GO): cytoplasm; nucleus
Molecular function (GO): protein binding
Source: RefSeq, a predicted model, not a curated record
GCGUCGCAGUAUCUUUGGUUUCCGUAGGUUGCUGGCUGGCGUGCGGGAUUGUCAGAGUGAACGAGAUUACUGUUCGCGGUGGUGGUAGCCGGAGCCUCGUCAAAUUUCAUGGACGAAUGACUGGGAGACGGAACGGAUAGGAGCGGCGGAAAGAAUUGGACGUACGCAACGCGAAUACAAUACCGUCCGUCGUGUGGAUCCGCGGGUGCGGCAGCAACGAGAAUGAGCGAGCUCGUUUGGGGAAUAAAAAACGGCGAUCUCGAGCAAGUGCGCGACAUCGUCGAGAACAAGAACAUUGAUGUAAAUCAAAUGAUUGAUGGAAGAACGCCAUUACAUUAUGCAGCUGAUUACGGUCAAAGCGAAGUUGUCAGAUAUUUAUUGGACAAAGGAGCAAAUGCCAAUGCUACAGAUAAGCAUGGAAUCACGACGUUGCUGGCGGCAAUCUGGGAGGGGCACACGAACUGUGUAAAACUGCUGCUGGAGAAAGGCGCUAAACCGGACGGGUUAACGCCGGACGGCACAAGCUAUCUGGAUGCGGCCGAGAAAGAUGAGAUUAAACAGCUCCUGAAACUCCACUAGCAUAAAGCCAAACAAAAUGCGGAAUCAUAAUUUUGUUACUUUAGUACGUUAAUGUUCCUCCUUAUAGAGAGAGACUAUUCUACCAGCUUUGUUUUGAUUUCCCGCCUAUGAUGACUAGAGUAUAUGUCGUAUUUAAGCACUCGAAAUUAAAUGAAGAAUAGGUACACAUGGAUGCCGUUUUAUAAUAAUAAUACUGAUAAUAUACUGCAUGUCGAGAGAUUUGUAUAAUGAAGAGCUCGUAUUCUUCUCGCGAUAAUCAAUUCUUUAUGGUUCUAAAUAUACAUAUACAUAUAAGUUACAGAUUUAUCAUAAGAUAUUAUUCUUUCGUGGCUAAGACGAGUUACGAAAGUUAAUUUAGUUUAAACUUACAACCGUAUAUAUGUAUACAUAUAUAUAUACAUAAUGUAAUUUUGAUAUAUAUUUUGAUCUAUUCUAUAAGGCGGUACAUAUUGUUUGUUAUUAAUUUAUAAAUUCUGAAAGUCUUUUUUAUACAUUUUUAUGUCAUAAUCGCUUGAAGCAUAUUAUUCCAUUUUUAAUCUGAUAUUUUCGUGGCAGCGAUAUAUGGAGUCUCUUGUACUCUUAAGCAAAGUGCUAAAACUCCUUUGAGACACCUGUGUGCUGAGUUGAAUUUUUGAACGUAUGUAUAAAUUGCGAUAAAAAAGAAGCAGUACAUUUGCAAUGCUAACAACGUGUAAUGUGUCUAAUGGAUGCUAAGAAUGUACAAUAAUCAAAAGUAAUAAGCAAAUACAUCAUUGUUAUGAACGCUGUUCUAAUUUUCUGGUAUCCAGACGUAAGCCAUUCCGAAUGUCAUGUUUCAAAAAGAGAGGAAGAGAAAUAUACUUUUUCAUAUUAUAAAAUUACACUUAAAUAUCUACUAAAAUUGGAAAAAUUGUAUUAACUAAAAUUAAGCAAUAUGUCACAUCUACGUAAUUCAUAAAAGAUCAAAACCCACAUUGCAGAUUUUUAUAUAUAUGAAAUGUUUUAAAAUAAAUGUAUGUUUCAUGUC